This is a messenger RNA of Lymnaea stagnalis (great pond snail), 25693 nucleotides long. NCBI's taxonomy places the organism in Eukaryota, Metazoa, Mollusca, Gastropoda, Lymnaeidae. The record is from the annotation of a GenBank genome assembly.
ACAGAGCAUCGGCCGCUGUUCGAAAGGUCCCCGUGUGGCUUAGGAAGGAUAUUCUACGACUUGUAAGACCGCAAUGUUUGUCGUUUAAUUUAUUCCAUUUUACGACUUGUAAGACCGCAAUGUUUGUUGUUUAAUUUAUUCCAUUCUACGGCUUGUAAGACUGCAAGGUUUUUUUCGAUUACUUCAUUCAAUUUUAUGACUUUUAACAUUGCAAUGUUUAUUGUUCAAUUGUGUUUCCCCUUUUAUUCAAUAAGACUUCACUGUUAGCGGUGAAAAGUAGAUCAUGAUUACGGAAUAGACUGUGAAGCACAAGGCCACUCUAAGACUUCUUAAGGCUACGAGCCCACCUUUACCUGUCAACGGAUAUUCAAUGCUUUUCAAAGUGUUCCUAUUUCAUUUGAUUUCUAGCAGCUUAUUUCUAAGGCAUUGGACCGAUGAAGGUAAAUUGUAUUGUACGUCUGAAAGUUAUAGGCACACACAAAUAACUUUUUCUUUUUUUUAAAUAGAAAGAGAAGUGAUAAAUGUCAUUGUUGACGUUGUGGUUUAUUUGAGGCAUGGUGUUGUUGUAACGUCAUCUCCACGUUUCAGCCAAAUAUGGCUGUAGGUUGACAUUGAUUUCAACUUCAUGCUUUAUUUAGACUUUGACGUUCUGGAAUGUUUUCUAAAGCAACUUUGGUAGAGGGGGAAGUUGACGCAUUGCCGCCGUGGUAGAGUGGGAAGUUGACGCAUUGCCGCCGUGGUAGAGUGGGAAGUUGACGCAUUGCCGCCGUGGUAGAGUGGGAAGUUGACGCAUUGCCGCCGUGGUAGAGUGGGAAGUUGACGCAUUGUCGCCGUGGUAGAGUGGGAAGUUGACGCAUUGCCACUGCCAUUGUUUUGCGGGAACUUUCUUGAUCUUAAUAAAGUAUUAAAAUUAAAAUAUAUUUUAAAAGUGUUUCAAAUCCUUUCUCAUAAAACAUUGGAGCAAUUUACAGACUGUUUGUAGGCCAUAGUCUAAAUUUUUAAGGGGUUGGUAAAUUUUGGUCGGACGGUUGUGGGAAAACAAAGCUGGUAAAAUACAACGUGAAAUAAUUCAUCAACAGCCGACUAAUACAAUCUUCCUCUACGUGUGUUAUCGGCCGCAUGAGGUUACUGUUAACUUUGUUAACAUAUGCGUUUAUUAUUUGGUCUCGAGGCUAUACGAAUUACCAAGACCUAUAAUAACAUAUUUCAACAGAUGGAAGUUCAUUUCAAACCGGCAAUGGAACUGUGUGAACUUUAGAUGUGUCCUUGAACUUAUUAUCCAAUCUAUAGGCGUAUCAUCACUGAUGCCCCCCCCCCACACACACAAACACACACUCACAAACACACACUCACACUUUAACCCUUCACGGGACAGGGGCGUAGAAAGGGGUCGAGGAGGGGGUGGUCUGCCCGAGGCGCCCUUUCUUUUUCCUCCUUCAUACAGUGAGAGGGUGACAUUGUUGGUCGACUGCAUAGUUUAUUUAUUUAUUUAUUUAUUGGGGAGACAAACAUCUCGCCCCAGCCCGUGCAGCACCUACCCUAGCUACGCCGCUGUCACGGUAGUAUUAUACUCAUUUAGUCAACUGUCUUUGCACUACCCCCCCCCAACCCCACACACACAUACAAAAUAUAAAAAAAACUAUAAGUUCAAAUCAACUACCGGCAGGAGACUUGAGAUGUGAUUGCUCGUUUGAUUGAUUGCCUGGCCCCGCCCAGUCACUUCAGCUCAUUAAACACGAAGGAAGGGGAGAAAAAGCGCAGAUCGCUUGAUUGAGUUAAUGAGAGUCAUCAACGUUUCAGUUGAGCCAUGGCCACUCGGUGUUAGAGCCAAGUGGAGUGGAGUGAGCCCAUCAAUAGCCAUCAAACCACGGUACGGAAGUCCAGGCGGACGGAACUCCCAUGUCUCACGCAGACCUAUGGAACUGUUCUUGUAGAUGUUGAAGUUUCAAACCUUUUGGCGGAGUCUGUGGAACACAGUGCAGGGGUAAAAAACACUCACAGGUACACGGUGAUUUCGUGCAUGGACAAUGCUUUGCGAAUAUGACUACGAUAUUCGGCGUUGAUUAAAAAAAAAAUUUCACUUAUUUUUCUUAAACAGAAAGAAAAAAAUAUUUAAAAAAUCAUCAAAUUAGUCUUCAAUGAUCAAGUGCUGAAAUUCGGGGAUAUAAUUGUAUCGACCUUCACUGGAUAACUGCUGCACUUUGUGUUUGACUGAGCUGCCAUUUUCGAAAAAUUACAUGUUUGCCCUAACUCUACUCGUCGCUGGAACAAAUAGUUUAUGGUAUUAAUCUCUUUGGUAUUACAAUUGUGUUUUAUUUACUGAGAUUAAAUUUUAUUUCCUAUUUAAAAAAAAAAAAAAAAAAAAAAAAAAAUUUUUUUUUUUUUUGUACGUCGUGUUUCGAUUACUUUAAAGUGUCCUCGUAUAGCUGUGUCAAAUGACGCAUCGUUUAUUGUGGUUGCGAACUUUGGCGUUGUAGGUCAAUAGUUUUUUGGGGAAUCUCCACAAAUUAGUCUCAGAUUUGUAUGUAAACAAUUGUAUCAUCACCGCAAGUCAAUAAUUUGACACUUUAAUCUCCUAAUACCCAAUGACUGUCCAAGUGGAUUAAGAUACCCUGCCACUUCUGUGAACGCAUGUGGGCGGGUUGUGGCUUUCGGUGUGGUGAAUCGUACGUUAUUUGAUAAGCACAAUGGGUCUAGCUAACAUUCAAGGUUUACGUAACAUCAUCUGUUAUCCAGUACCGGUCAACGUCCUUAUUCAUUUCAAAUCAUUGUGUGCAGUGGCGUAGCUAAGAUGUGUGUCGUUUGUGGCAAACGGGCGUGGCAAAGAUUUCUUUCCCACGCGCUUCCACGAAAACACUCUGUAGUUGGCCGGAAAUGUCUCCCCUUAAUAUAUAUGAAAGGUGUUGCCCGGGGAUAGUACUUGGAUAAUAAUGUUCGACGUCUUGUUCCAGGGGCGUCUCGAUAACUCACCAUGCCACUUCUUGCUACCACAUUGCUCAAGAUCAGAUAUGAAUAAGAGCUUAACGAUCAUUUUGACGUGGAGCUGGGCUCAUGUUCUCAAGAGCAGAGCUCAGCUCGCACCAAAUAAAAUUGACACAAAGUGAGGCACGUGUGUGAAAAAUUUCAUAAGUCAUGAAGACUGGGGGAAAGGGGGGGGGGGCCCUAAAUGGGUCCGACCCUGCUCAAGUCAAACUGCAAUGUCGCUGGCCUGUGAUAUUUACAGCUGGCGUGUCACCGGCAACAGUUUUGACACGCGCUGGAUGCUCUCCACUAAUCUCAUAGAGAUCACUCCGAUCUAGUUCAGCGCCGAUAACUCUCGGCCGAUAUCGAUAGCUUGAGACAUUGAUUCCCGGCCCGCGGUGGUGACGCCGUGUUUGCUGACCUCAUGUUGACCUGUCCAGGUCAUCCGGUGGGUGAGACCCUUCCUGGCUUGACAGAUCUCAGUUUUGUCGUUUCAUUUUUCCCGUCGUUUGUCCCCGGGGGGAGGUCGAAUCUCGUCUGACUGGUCUGCACACAGAAAUCUGCCUGCACACAGAAAGCUGUCUGCGCGUGACGUUUCCCUUACAUGUAUUAGUGUGAGGAUAUAACUUUAGUUUAUCUGGAAUUUAUACACAGUUCAUUUUUACUCUUCUUCAUUCAGGGUUGUUGUCUGCGGUGUUCUUUGUUUCAUUUCUAUUUUCUAUUUCUAUUUUCUAUUUCUAUUUUCUAUUUCUAUUUUCUAUUUUCUAUUUUCUAUUUUCUAUUUUCUAUUUCUAUUUUCGAUUUCUAUUUUCGAUUUAUAUUUUCUAUUUCUAUUUUCUAUUUUCUAUUUUCUAUUUUCUAUUUUCUAUUUUCUAUUUUCUAUUUUCUAUUUUCUAUUUUCUACUUUCUAUUUCUAUUUUCGAUUUCUAUUUUCUAUUUCUAUUUUCUAUUUCUAUUUUCUAUUUCUAUUUUCUAUUUCUAUUUUCUAUUUCUAUUUUCUAUUUUCCAUUUCUAUUUUCUAUUUCUAUUUUCUAUUUCUAUUUCUAUUUUCUAUUUCUAUUUUCUAUUUCUAUUUUCUAUUUUCUAUUUUCUAUUUUCUAUUUUCUAUUUUCUAUUUCUAUUUUCUAUUUCUAUUUUCUAUUUCUAUUUUCUAUUUUCUAUUUCUAUUUCUAUUUCCUAUUUCUAUUUUUUUUUUAACUUUUCAACUUUUAUUUUCAAUAAUUAGCAGACAUGUAUAACUACAAUAUCAACCUAUCCGUUAAUGAACACGCCAGGGGCAAGUAACUCCGACAGAUAUCAGACGCCCCUCAUCCACCAAUUAAAUUGUCUCCCAUAUUCAUGAUAUUUUCUUCCAUUUUUUCUUCCAGAUACCACUGAACGACAUCUGAUCCAACCUACUCCUCCAUAUCCGCAUCCGUGGAUUACUUCGUUCACCAAAAUUCCUGCAAAUGUUGACUUCUCAUUAGCCCAAAACAAGUAGGAAAAAACAAAAAACAAAAAGACCUGGAUGGCAUUAAUCCGUACAUCUGUCACAUCAUCCAAACCCGUGACCUCGUCUGUUUCAACUGUCACAUCAUCCAAGCUGAACAUCGCCUGUGUAUGUUUGUCACAUCGACGACAGCCUUAAUCAUAACUCCAAAUAAUUUCCGUGCCCCCGAGGCCAAGCUUCUCGGCCCCCAUCCAGGUGUGAGAGGGCAGAUACACAUUUAGUGUGUGAAUAGCGUCGACUGCAAUCUAUUCUCACGUCGGUUUGAUGCCCGCGUAUCCAUUUAAACGCCACGAUUGAUUUUUCUCCACUUAAAGAUUCCAUAUUUUGGAUUAUUUGUUUUGUUGUAUCGGAUGCAAUUGGGGAAGAAAAAAAAGAUCGAAUUUGGAUUGAGUAAUAUUUAAUUAAAUCAAUCAGCUCCUGGGAGAAGUUAUCAUCUGUGAAGAGAACACUUUGACCUGGUGAGAUUUUGGAAAAAAAAUUUACAAAGCUGACCUCUGACCUCCCCACGGCCACAUUCCUGACAUCACCUCAGACUAACAACAUGUCCAAUCUUCCAGUCUCAAAACAAGCUGUGAUCGAUGUCCUCAUCUUUGUGGCAUGUAAGUUAUGGCAUGUUCUUAAAUUAUAUCAUAUUUAUAACAGAUGAGUUCUCCACUUGUCCACGCAUAUUCCCAUACUAUUAUAUAUUUAACCUUGACGAAGGGGUGGGGGGGUGAGGGAGGCAGCCACCUUCCGUCUUCUCCGAGUCACCAAUGGUAGCUUUGCGUUCAUCCUAGAUAUCAUAUUUUUAUCAUUUUUCCCCCCAACCACAAGGAUUACCUUAUCAGCCACUCCCAAUUUUAUCAUGAUUGAAGUAUCAGAUUUUUAAAAAGUGUUAAAAAAUAAAUUAAAAUCUCCAGGAUUAUGUCGCCUCGUGCUACAUUUCCACCCAGCUCCGUCUACAUCAUCACCAGAGUAACGACACAAAGCCUAUUUGAUGUUACGACCUUAAGUAUACAAGUAUAAACGUUCAUCAAUGGCGCCACAACCCAUGGAGGGCUCUUGCCUUCUCCGUCCUAUAUUUCCACUCAGACCCGUCGUGGCUUUUCGUCUUCAUGUAAACCCGUCUCCACAUCAUCAACCCGUCUCCACAUCAUCAACCCGUCUCCACAUCAUCAACCCGUCUCUACAUCACCAACCCGUCUCCACAUCAUCAACCCGUCUCCACAUCACCAACCCGUCUCCACAUCACCAACCCGUCUCCACAUCAUCAACCCGUCUCCACAUCAUCAACCCGUCUCCACAUCAUCAACCCGUCUCCACAUCAUCAACCCGUCUCCACAUCAUCAACCCGUCUCCACAUCAUCAACCCGUCUCCACAUCAUCAACCCGUCUCCACAUCAUCAACCCGUCUCCACAUCAUCAACCCGUCUCCACAUCAUCAACCCGUCUCCACAUCAUCAACCCGUCUCCACAUCAUCAACCCGUCUCCACAUCAUCAACCCGUCUCCACAUCAUCAACCCGUCUCCACAUCAUCAACCCGUCUCCACAUCAUCAACCCGUCUCCACAUCAUCAACCCGUCUCAAUCUAUGUCUACCAAAGAGCCGUGUUCCCCUUGGUUUCUGUCUGUAGACCACUUUUGCUCGUCUCUGAGCUGUCCUGUCCAGAGCAGCCCGCCUCUUUUAAGCGCCGUGAUUGGGGUGAGUCUGAUGCGUACUAGCGGUAUAUUUCUUUGGGUUGUCCAAACUCUCCCAGCAUCACUCUCUGCGCUGGCAGGUAUAUCUUUGUGACGAUGCUACUGUCCAGCGUACGCCCUUUGUGAAGUUCCAUGUUCCUUUUGAAGGUCCAUGUCGCCCACGUACAUUCCUUGAGAAAUUCAAUGUCUCCCACGUGAGUUCCUUGUGAAGUUUCAUGUCUCCCACGUACAUUCCUUGGGAAAUUCAAUGUCUCCCACGUACAUUCCUUGUGAAGUUCCAUGUUUCUCACGUAUGUUCCUUGCGAAGUUCUUUGUGAGGUUCAAUGUCUCCUAUGUACAGUCUUUGUGAAGGGGCAUGUCUCCCACGUACUUUCUUGGGACGUUUAUGUCUAACACAUUCGUUCCUUGCAAAGUUUCAUGUCUCCCCCCUAACUUCCUUGUAAAGUUUUAUGUCUCACACCUACGUUCAUUGUAAAGUUCUAUGUCUCACCUACGUUCCUUGUAAAGCUCCAUGUCUCCUACGUAUGUUUCCCUGUAAAGGGCCACAUCUCUCCUGCAUACAUCACUAACAGACUACCAACCACUAACUUAACUUGCGACUCUUUUUUGUGUGGUCAGUUUAUCUCGAGAUGCCAGGGAAAACGUAAGAUCUGCGCAACUCCAUAACUUUACACUCUUGGACUUAACAUUCCGUAGGACUCAUUUAUUACCCAUGUUUAAACCAGGUGCCUUUAUCUAUUUUUAGAUCUAAACGCAGUUAACAACCACGGGGAAACUACAUUGUUUUGUUUAUUGUGCUAUCAAAUAUUUGUUGACUUAGAAUCGGGAAAUUCCGGCCUAAAGCACGUAGGUGAUUCUUCGCAAUAAAACCGUCUGUCCUGUCUGAUGUCAUGUGACCUAUCGCAUAAUAUCUUUGAACAUUAUUUGAGAUAGUCAUCUGUAUGACUAUAACUUAUAAAAGGAAUUAUCAAAUUACCAGUUGAAUGUUUUAGUUGAAAAGAGCAAACUAAUAUUUUUUUUUUUUAAACUAAAGGUGAACCGGAAUAUAGUUUAUACACAUACAACACACAAAUAAAAUAUGAAACCAAAUAUAACAUAAAAAUACGUUUACAUGAAGUUAUGGUGAAUGAAAGGCCAGGGUCACAGUCCGUUGAUCGCACCGUGAGAAAGCCAGUGCUACUUUGUCAUGGGGCACCUAGUGAACUAGCUGAACCAAAAGGGACCAUAAAGCACAGGGUAUGCGGGAAACCAUGAACGGGAACUCCUCAAAGCGCAGACCUCUCGGCAUAAGAAGCGGACAGAAUAAGGAUGACCAGAAUAAAAGUAUAGAUUUUAAAAAUGUCAAAGAAACUAAUUGGAGCGAAAUUUAGAAGACGCGGGUCGAAAUAAGUGCGAUAGAAACUAGGGGAUAAAAAUAGAGCUAAGAGUCGUGUCAUGGGAAAACAGACCCGUUGGGGGGGAGGGGGGGGCGGGUAGAAAAUACUACCGAUGGGUGGGUAGAUAAUACUACCGAUGGGUGGGUAGAUAAUACUACCGAUGGGUGUGUAGAUAAUACUACCGAUGUGUGGGUAGAUAAUACUACCGAUGCGUGGGUAGAUAAUACUACCGAUGGGUGGGUAGAUAAUACUACCGAUGCGUGGGUAGAUAAUACUACCGAUGUGUGGGUAGAUAAUACUACCGAUGUGUGGGUAGAUAAUACUACCGAUGUGUGGGUAGAUAAUACUACCGAUGGGUGGGUAGAUAAUACUACCGAUGUGUGGGUAGAUAAUACUACCGAUGGGUGGGUAGAUAAUACUACCGAUGGGUGGGUAGAUAAUACUACCGAUGGGUGGGUAGAUAAUACUACCGAUGGGUGGGUAGAUAAUACUACCGAUGGGUGGGUAGAUAAUACUACCGAUGCGUGGGUAGAUAAUACUACCGAUGUGUGGGUAGAUAAUACUACCGAUGUGUGGGUAGAUAAUACUACCGAUGCGUGGGUAGAUAAUACUACCGAUGGGUGGGUAGAUAAUACUACCGAUGGGUGGGUAGAUAAUACUACCGAUGCGUGGGUAGAUAAUACUACCGAUGGGUGGGUAGAUAAUACUACCGAUGGGUGGGUAGAUAAUACUACCGAGGGAUUCCAAAGAUGUCAGAGAGCCAACGUUAAUGCACAGCUCACUAACAAAGAAAGCGCACAGCGAGCGCAAUCCUAUUGUCGCCGAUACAACUAGGACCACAAAUCGCAUGUGUUUCAACACGCGGGAAAAUUGUCCAGUCUCAAAUCGGGCCGGCAACCAUAGACCUGCGCACUCACUGUCGAAUUCACUUUGAUGCAGCCUUGGACCUCUUAGCAUGCGAUGGACGGUCAACAACAAUAGCCAGUACACACGACCUGAUGCUUGCCCUACCUCUCCGGUUCGAUGACAGUCAAAAGGUGGUUUUGGGGGGAAAGGGGGGGGGGGCGCUGACAACUCUACAAAAAAAAAAAAAAGAUUUUUUUUUAUAAUUACUUUUUUUUUUUAAAUUUACUUACCAAGGACGGAUCACAAGAGUAGUGUGUUACAAUUAUUUUUGUUUUGAAGCAAAACGUCACCAUUUCCGAUGUGGUUAACACCUGCACCACCACCGACGUCACGUGUCUGUAAGUAGCCCACUUCCCGCCAAAUUUCCUGUUUGUUCAUGCUAAUGCAAACCCCCGCGAGGGGGCGCUAUACAUACGAACGAUUUAGCUAUUUUCACUCCUCGCGUUUCACCCUCGCACAACCGUCGUCAGGAUAGCACUUAAAAAAAAAAAAAAAAAUCUUGUUUAGUCGUCUGCCAUGCCUUAUCUCGCGCUAACGAUGAUGUUGUAAUGACUGAAACACCGGCUACUUGUAAACGCGAAGGUCAAAUUCCACUUCUGGCGACGGAUGUUAUUGAAAAGAUUUCCGGACCGCACUAAAUCAUUCAUUCAUUAUACCCCACCCCACCCUACUCUUUUUUUUAUCUCCCCCCCCCUAUUUCUGAUGGAUGUGUUAAGGUGUUUACAUGGUUGUUCCCCCCCCCAACCAGCACCCCCCUUAACCAAACAUCAUUCACCUUUGUGGAUGUUUAUCAAACCGUUUAAGUCAGAGACGUCCCAAUCAAUUUCUCUCCCCACCCCGCCCCCCUCAAAGAAGAAUCUAGAAAUUAAACGUAAUGUGUCCCAUGUUGACUGCACUUGAAAGGAAACACUAUUAUAAGACAAUAUGGUCAUGGUAAAGUGUGCAACCUCCUGGGGUAACCUAGGGGCCCCUGAAACGGGAUACUGUGUCCCCCAUCUAUGUUUUGUCUGCUUUUCACAAGCAUAUGUGUUAUUCAAAGCUAGGGCCCCUAUCUCUUGGCUCUCCCCCAAAAGGCCUUACCCAGCCCCACUCGAGGCCCCCAACAGGCCUUUACCCAGCCCUGCCCGAUGCUCCCAAAGGGCCUUUUUCCAGCCCUGCUUGAGGCACCCUAAAGGCCCGUACCCAGCCAUGCUCGAUGCCCCCAAAGGGCCUUUUUCCAGCCAUGCUCGAUGCCCCCAAAGGGCCUUUACCCCGCCCUGCUCGAGGCCCUGAAUCGUGACCUCCAUACCUAGAGCUGUUUUAAAUGCAAUGCGACGGUUGAUCCCUGAUUCAAUCAAAGACAAUCAACAGAAGGUUGAUCGGAGAUUGUGAAGGUUUUCAGCCAUAGCUGUAAUGAGACUGUUGUUGUUAUCAAGGUAAAUGUUGGUUUUUGUAUGGCUUCAAUUUACAUACAACUUAUGUUAACCACAUCAGUCGAUCAGCUAAGAUUAACCACGACAAGUGUAGAAAGACGGUUAUCUGGGGGAGGAAGUGAGAGAGAGAGAGAGAGAGAGAGAGAGAGAGAGAGAGAGAGAGAGAGAGAGAGUGUGUGUGUGUGUGGAAAAAGAGAGAGAGGUGGGGUGUAGACAAAAAGUAAUUUCUGACACUCGUGAAGUUAAUCUUGUGAAAACAUCCAAACAAUUAGUUGACGAAACAAAUUAUCGUUUCAUGUCGGAAUGUUUUGAUUGAUGGGACAGGCUUGUGGGGUGUCCCCCCAUGUGUGUAUGUUCAGCUGUGUGAAAAGUGGUCCGGUCGUUCUUCAUUGCAAGCUGGCCCAGGAGUCUGUAAGCUGGCAGAGGACUCGGUAAGAUGGCCCAAGUUUCUGUAAGCUGGCUCAAGCGUCGGUGCGAAGCUGGCCUCUAAGUGGCCAAAGUUUCCGUGAGGUCUGUGUCCCAGAAUCAACCUGUUUUGUUCCCACGAAGAGACCAGUUUCGCACUUCACUGAGUUUGAGAUGAAUGUGACACAGAGAACUGAAUCGAACUGGUCGUCUCUAUCUCCUUGGGUCAGUGGAUCACAUAAAACUCUAUCUCCUUGGGUCAGUGGAUCACAUAAAACCUGUACAGAAAUUCAUCUUUCACCAGACAGUCUUUUAGGAUGUUGAGUGAAACUUUGUCACCGUGUGAACAUUAAGAGAAAGCGUAUAGGCUUGUAGAGUGGCCUAGGUGUGUAAAGUAGCCUAGGUGUAUAAAGUGGUCUAGGUGUGUAACUUGGCCUAGGUGUGUAAAGUGCCCAAGGUGUGUAAAGUGGCCUAGGUGUGUAAAGUGGCCAAGAUAUGUAAAGUGGUCUAGGUGUGCAAAGUGGCCUAGGUGUUUAGAGUGGCCAAGAUGUAUUAAUUGGCGUAGGUGUGUAAAGUGGCCAAGGUGUGUAAAUUGGCCUGUGUAUGUAAAUUGGCAUGGGUGUGUAAAGUGGCCUUGUUGUUUAAAGUAGCCUAAGUAUGUAAUGUGGCUUAGGUGUGUAAAGGGAUCUGGGUGUGUAAAGUAGUCUAACUGUGUAAAAUGGCUCUGGUUUGUAAAGUGGCUGAGGUGGGUAAAGUUUCUUAUGUAUGUCAAUAGGACUAGGUGUGUAAAGAAGAAUAUGCAUGAAAACUGGCCUUAUUAUGUAAAGUUUCCUAGGUGUGUAAAGUGGCCUAGGUGUGUAAAGUGGCCUAUGUGUGUAAAGUGGUCUAGAUGUGUAAAGUGGCCUAGGGGGUUAAAGUGGCCUAGGGGGGUUAAGUGGCCUGGGGGGGGAGGGGUAAAAUGACCUAGGGCGCUAAAGUUGCCUAGAUGUGUUAAGUGGCCUAGGGGGUUAAAGGGGCCUAGGGGGGGUUAAGUGGCCGGGGGGGAGGGAAAAUGACCUCGGGCGCUACAGUUACCUAGAUGUUUAAGUGGCCUAGGGGGGUUCAGUGGCCUAGGGUGGUAAGGCGCUAAAGUUGCCUAGAUGUGUUAAGUGGCCUAGGGGGUUAAAGGGGCCUAGGGGGGGUUAAGUGGCCGGGGGGGAGGUAAAAUGACCUAGGGCGCUAAAGUUACCUAGAUGUUUAAGUGGCCUAGGGGGGUUCAGUGGCCUAGGGUGGUAAAAAGACCUAGGGCGCUAAAGUUUCCCACACCACAGCUUCCAACUGAUUAAAUUAACACCAGUCUAUUAUUUCCCACGAGACUUUGAGGACACGAAUCUAUUGCUUCCCACGUGACUUUGAAGUCACCAAUCUAUUACUUCCCACGUGACUUUGAAGUCAUGUCCGUGUUGCGUUUGACCUCCGCUUCUUUUAGUUGACGGUUUGAGGUGAGAGUGCACGUCGCGGUCCAUGAACCGUGACACAUGAGUCGUCAUGACACGUGUCAUUAAGUCGGUCAGAGGGUGUGGAGGAGGGUGUGAGGCAAGUCAGUGCGCUCAGCAGCUCGGCCUCACGUACACCAAGUUACGACCGACUUUCGUUCGACUGAUGGUCAAGGGUCAGUGGGCCUCCAUCGGGCCCUCGCCAAGUGCUCCAACGGGUUCGUCCUGUCUGGUACAGCUCUGCCCACUGAUCCCCCUCAUCAAUCAACACUCUCAGCAAUAUUACAUCAUCACACAUAACAUUCGUGUAAAUACAAUACCGGUAUAACCCUCCUUAAUAAAAAAAAAUUAUUUUUAAAGCAAUUUUUAAAAAAAAUGUACUAUAAUCCCUAUACAGUAAUCCUAUGUUUGCCACUAUUGAGUAAAUGCCAGAUAGAAUUUUGAUAGUUGUGUGUGUGUGCGUUUGAGGGGGGGGGAGGGGUUGUUAUAUCUUCUNGUUGUUAUAUCUUCUUUUGAUUAAAAGAGUGUAUUCUGUGUGUUAACGGGCGAUAUUGUGUAUUAUUGGAAAUAGGAUGGGACCCUAUGUGUCUCUCUCUCUCUCUCUGUGUGUGUGUGUGUGUGUGUGUGUGUGUGUGUGUGUGUGUGUGUGUGUGUGUAUCGGUAUCUGUAUGUGUUGGUGCGUAUCAGUCAGUGUGCAAGUUUUGUUUGUGCCUGUGUGUCCAUCUGAGGAAGAAUUUGGGGAACCGUUGAUAACGUCUCUCAUCGCCUCACCUUGAUAACGUCUCUCAUCGCGACAAUUGUCCUCGUGUCAAUUGUGAGUGAGCGCAACGACAUGUCUGGAUAACAUAAAUCAUAUCUAUGUACAGUGGACACUUUACUCCAGUAUAAAUUGUUUUAAUACAGCAUCAGCCACGGAUAGGCUCAAGAUAUCAACAAAGGACUAUAUCAACAAUAGAUGAUUUCAACAACGGUUAGCACAAUGAUCUUGUGUUGUCUAACAACAAAUCAUUUGUUUGAUUCACUUCUUUGAUGAGUAACCUCCUCAGACAAACCCUUAACCUCUUCAAGUGGUCGGACUUUGUCAUCAUUUCCUCGUAUGACAAAAAAAGUUACUAUUCAUGACGCCGGGUGAUUCUUCACUGUUCCUCAAAUGAGUUAAACUAAGAACACAUCCACAAAAUGAUUGUUACAGUUUCACCUUUAGCAUUCCCGACACACACCCGGGUGGCCGGGGGGGGGGGGUCGUAGUUUGAAAUAAAUGAUAAACAACGUUUGAUUUUAUUGAAUGCCAUUUGGGUUGGGAAUGGACGCGGGGGGGGUUGGUGAUAGAGUGGAUGCAGCAGUAGGUUGAUUCACUGUUCCUCAAAAGAGUUAAACUAAAAACACAUCCACAAAAUGAUUGUUACAGUUUCCCCUUUAGCCUUCCCGGCACACACCCGGGGGGCCGGGGGGGGGGGGUCGUAGUUUGAAAUAAAUGAUAAACAACGUUUGAUUUUAUUGAAUGCCAUUUGGGUUGGGAAUGGACGCUGUGGUAGUUUGUGAUAGAGUGGAUGCAGCAGUAGGUUGUGAUAGAGUGGAUGCAGCAGUAGGUUGUGAUAGAGUGGAUGCAGCAGUAGGUUGUGAUAGAGUGGAUGCUGUUUUAGGUUGUGAUAGAAUGGACGCAGCAGUAGGUUGUGACAGAGUGGACGCAGCCCAUCUUUAAUUUCUUCGUGAAAAGAGAAGGCAUCGACGUAUAGAUUCAAAUUAUACUUCCUCUAAAACAAAUGAUUCCUCCGUGUGGUCUUUGGCGUCCGAUUUAACGCGAGAGUUGUCAUGCGGCUUUGUUGAAGUGGACACACUCAUGCCUGGUCUUGGUAGCCUGAGUAGCCUGACACUUCUAGCCCACGACACAGAUAAUACUUAAACAUGUUUCUAACACACAUUUAUGGUAGCUUAAUUAGUGGGGGGUUUUAUAUGACUAAUCUGUGCUUCUACUUUUAAGCAUAGCCCAGGAUAGUUCAAGCUCUGGAUAACACAGAAGGGUCAUGGAUUUAUCGAUAUUUUUGUACUGAAUGAUCCAAACUUUGACAGGAAAUACGGGGGACGGUUGUAGUGUAUGACACGGUACCUGUCAGUGAGGGGGUGAGGGGGGGGGGCUUUGUCAAGUGGAUUAUGGCCCGCCUCCUCCAGGACCUGGUCUGUGAUCCCAGGAUCUUUGAUUACCAUUGAAUGGUAGAUCUGUAUGGUUUGUUGGGGAGAGAGUGUGGGUGGGAAGGGGUAUCAGUGGUGUAUGGGUGGGCGGCGGGGGUAUGUUUUUGAACGGGGUACGGUGGAAGGGGUCUGGAUGGAUGGGAGUAUGGUGCAAGGGGUAUGGUGGAAAGUGUAUGGAUGGAUGGGAGUAUGGUGCAAGGGGUAUAGUGGAAGGGGUCUGGAUGGAUGGGAGUAUGGUGCAAGGGGUUUGGUGGAAGGGGUAUGGAUGGAUGGGAGUAUGACGCAAGGGGUAUGGUGGAAGGGGUAUGGAUGGAUGGGAGUAUGGUGCAAGGGGUAUGGUGGAAGGGGUAUGGAUGGUCGAGGGAAAGGGUGGAAUGGGGUAUCAGUGGUUGUAUGGGUGGGAGGAGGUAUGGGUGUAAAAAGGUUUAGGUGGAAAGGCGUAUGGAUGGGAGUGGGUAUAGGUGGGAGGGGGUAUGAAUGAUGGGGUAUUGGUAGGUGAGGGGGGUGCUGUUUAUCAUGAGAAUAAGACUGAGUACAAGUUAUCAAGACAAGAUUCGAACAAUGAGAAAAACAUUUUGAGAUUUCCCUCGCAAUCAUACAUGAUGUUUGAUGUCAUAAAUACCAUAAAUGACUUUUACAAUGAGUCAGACUCUGAUAAGUUAUGCUCUUGAUUCAAUUAUGAGAAUAACGGGUGACGUAACACUUCGAUUUAUGCAUGAAAAUAGUUCUCAUGUCACGUGUCAUUAAGCCGUGAUAUUAUCGUGAAUGUUUGGUCUUCAAGGGAAACUAUCAAAACAUUACACUGGAUCGUUAUUACAGGAAGAGUUUUCUGUUCUUCAGAUUCCUUCCGACACCCUAUUUCAUUGAUCUAUAUUAUGAUAUCAGAUGUUUAUUCAAUAAAUGGGUAAUUGUAAAGCUUUAAGUUAAAAAAUUUUAUAACCGGUUAAUACUUUUUGAAAUUCGAUGUUACUUAACCGGGAAAUUUUCAGUCUCGCUUUAAACGAAAGUCAUUGUCAACCAGUCUCAUCGAACUGUCUCAUCGAACGGUCUCAUCGAACGGUCUCAUCGAACGGUCUCAUCAAACGGUCUUAUCAAACGGUCUUAUCAAACGGUCUUGUUUCUCUGCAGUGUGUGUCCCCCUGUUGGUGCUCCAUCUUCUCGGGGAGCCCGUCACAGUGGGCUUCUUCUGUGAUGACGUGUCCAUCGGUCUCCCUUACAGACCGGACACCAUCUCUCAGGCACUGCUGUUGCUGGCGAGUUUUGGUGGUCCAUUCCUUGUGGUGAGUACCAAAAGGUCAAGUUUAACUUUCAAAAGUGCAUCAUGCACCGUCAUGCUCUAGCAGUUCUAGCAUAUUAUUGAGAUAGGCGAAUGAAUACAAUUAUGACGAUAGCUUUAUUAUGGAAUAGUGUGUGUCAUAUCUAAGACAUUACGUAAUGUUACUAUUUUAGACAAUGUUUCUCGUAAAACAUAGGUUCUAACAAUGUAUUUUAGUAUAUAUAUAUAAAUACAUAUAUAUAUAUAUAUAUAUAUUAUCAUUUUAAAAAAAUUGUGUAAAAAUCUUUCGUAAAAUAAAGUUGUAAACACAGUUUCGUAGAAGUACCGAACAGCUGUUGAGAGAUUGGCCAAACGGAAUACCAAUAUUUUUUAUUGAUAUCUUAAUGAGAUCAGCCAGACUGCGCGCCCGGGUGUUCUAUUAAUAGAUUACGGCCAUUUUUUUUUUAAUUUAACGAAUAAAUAUUUUUUUAAAUAAUAAUUUCCACUAGCCACAGGUCACUUUUGGUCGUACAAGUUGGCAAGUAAAAUUCAAUUUCCAAUGAAGUAAAUAAGAAAAAAAAAAAACAUGUGGAUUUUUUUUCUCCUCUCUAACAGAUCGCGGUGACAGAAAUUAUCCGUGUUGCUGUCGAUUCAAGACAGUCUCACCGUAUGCGAACAGCCCUGUUCACCUACGCUAAGGCCUACGCCGUGUUCCUGUUCGGCAUGGCGACCGUCUGCAUGUUCACCGACAGCAUCAAGUACUCCGUGGGGAGACUGAGACCCCACUUCCUGGAUCUGUGCAAGCCAGACUUCACGAAGUUCAACUGUACAUUUCCGAACGGCGCGCCAAGGUACGGCCCAAUCAAACGGUGGUUUUAUAAUAACCGUGCCAUUCAAUUUUAAUUUUUAACCAGAGAUGGUGUCAAAGAUCUAUAUCUAUGCACGCAGAUAUGUCAAACUUAAAAACAUUAUUAUAUUUGACUUUUUUUUUUUGCGGCAGUAUAUGUCUGUUGUGGAUUUUUGUUUUUCGAGCACCGUUUUGCACAAACAUUUUUGGUGCGGAUUCCGAUGCGCAGUCGUAAAAUGGAUUUCCCAUACAAACCUAAACACCAAACAUCAAUGUCUAAGAAGAACAAAGUGUGGACAUUUUUAGAGACAUUCGUGCGCCGCCAGGUCGGGUUCAUCCCGUGCAUACAGCUGUUGAUAUGGAUCAUGUUCUACCUGAUGAUGAAACUCUUGCUGAUCGCCCUGUCCGACAUCUUUCUGAGAGACUCGGCCUUCAUGAAACUCUUGGUGCUGCAAGGAAGGUGAGUCAGUAAGGCGCACACUAUAUGAUGCACACUAUAUGAUGCACACUAUAUGAUGCACACUAUAUGAUGCACACUAUAUGAUGCACACUAUAUGAUGCACACUAUAUGAUGCACACUAUAUGAUGCACACUAUAUGAUGCACACUAUAUGAUGCACACUAUAUGAUGCACACUAUAUGAUGCACACUAUAUGAUGCAUUGAGAAUUGAUAUGCUGCUAAUAUGCUUUAUCAUCUACAAAGUACGACCCAAAGUCGUCAUUCAAAUAAAAAUAGAUUUUGUGUAUAAUGUGUGGCAGGAUGUAGAAGAUUGUACUGGACACAGGAAACCGUCUAAUGUACGCCUGGAAGUAAGACCCACGUAUAAAUGAUUUAGAAUAUGAAAUUUUAAGUAUAUUUCACUGUUCCACACUAUGCAUAUAUAUAUAUAUAUAUAUAUAUUUGUAAAUGUCUUUUCUUUCUCAGCUUUCAGACGGUCAUAAAUCAGAGACCGGUGAAGUUCCCAAGCGACAUGAUCACCAACACCCUCAUCAACACCAAGGAUGGCUGCGGGGGCGUGGCCAACUAUGACGCCCUGGUGAUCGUCCACACGGCCACCCACCAUUUCCAGCACAGGCUGAACUACAGGGACACCUACGGCAACUACUUGUUUACGGUCCCUUACAGGUUAAAGGUGGUGACCUGUAUGUCAUAUAAUUACCACCUUAGACUAUGGUCCCUUACAGGUUAAAGGUGAUUUACAUGUGUCAUAUACUUAUGACCUUAGACUACUCAAUUCACACCCUAUAAAUUCCACACCCCCCCCCCGGGGGGGGGAGGCAAAUCUGGCUGUAUUGUGCUAGUGGCUGGGAUGAAAAAGUUGUCUCAGAUACUUGCCUCCGCUCAUCACAGGAUUGUUAACCCUCCAUUCCAGAUCGUGUUUUUCAUGGGCAUCCCGGUAGACCCUGCCGAGCAAGAGGCCAUAGAGAAAGAGAACAGGUACUACGGCGACACGGUUCAGGGAAACUUCACAGACACGUAUCAGAAUCUGACCUACAAGGCAGUGAUGACCUUCAGGUGAUGAUGACCUUCGGGUGGACAAGUAUGGGGUUGCAAAACAUGUGUUUGCUGUUAGUUGUGUUUUAGUAGCAUCACUUAGGUUGGUAGCGUACCGUUACAGUUACUCGCCACUCUCUGACCGACGCCCCGCCCACCCACCCCCACUCCGCCAACUUUUUUCUCAGAUGGGUGUCUCAGCAUUGUAAAGGUGUGAGAAUCAUAUUGAAGAUGGACGAUGACGUCGUUUUGGACGUUCACAGGUUUUUCGAAGUAAGUCACAUAACGUCAUUCCAACGUCUCGAAGACGUCAUGGAACCAACAACAUCGAGACUUCUAGAAAUUAAAAAAGCGACUUCAAAUUAAGUUUUUUUUAAAGUCCACGACAUACUCAGUGUCAUGGAAGGUAACCAAUCAACCAAUCAACCAAUUAACCAAUCAAACAAAUAAACAAACAACCCAUAAACCAGUGUUUCCCAAACUUUCGACACCUGUGUACCCCUGUCUAUAAUUUUCGUAACACUAAGUACCCCUCGUUUAAAAAAAAAUUGGAUAUACUUUAAUAAAUAUUUUUUUUAAAUUUAAAUAUUUUUUCCGUUGCAGCGCCUACCCACAGCAAACUCUUCCCGCCCCCCAGGGGUACGCGUACCACAGUUUGGGAAACACUGCACUGAACCAAUCAACCAAUCAACCAAUCAACCAAUCAACCAAUCAACCAAUCAGACAAUCAACCAAUCAACCAAUCAAACAAUCAACCAUGCGUAUGACAUACCAUGUGACGGAUACACAAUUAUAGAAUUUGCCGAAUGUUCAGUGAUAGAUCAGAGGGUCACGUUUGAUGUGCUUGACAGAACGUGUUCGACAUCUUGUGGCUCAUGAUAUGAGAUCAUAGAUAUAUAUACAUAAAUUAUUUUAUAAAUAGUUGUUUUAAAGUUUCCCGAAUUUGUACCUCACACAGGAGUUCUGGUUCCCUCCCCCUUACCAACAGGAAGUCAUCUUCUGCCACAUGUGGAAAUUCGCAGAAGUGGAGAGGGUCGGGAAAUGGGGGAUAUCCACGCGAGAGUACCCACACGAGUUUUACCCGCCGUACUGCAGCGGCUUCUUUGUGGUCAUCAUGCCGGCCAUUGUGGAGGACAUCUAUGAGGUGAGGGGUCAGGCAAAGGGUGUAGGGUCAAAUGAUUAAUGAAUAGUUGGGGCUUGGGGUCAUCAGGCCGGCCAUUGCGGAUGACAUCUAUGAGGUCAGGGGGUCAGGCAAAGGGUGUAGGGUCAAAUGAUUAAUGAAUAGUUGGGGCUUGUGGUCAUCAGGCCGGCCAUUGUGGAGGACAUCUAUGAGGUCAGGGGUCAGACAAGGGGUGUACGGCCAGAUGAUCAAUGAAUAGUUGGGGUUUGUGGUUUUGACAAGAAAAAAAAGAAGAGUGUGUGUGGUUGGGGAGUGGGGGGAGUUGAAGGUAAAAACUGGGCAAGGUUUUAAAAGUAAAAACAUAGAGUGGGAUAAUUGUAAAAAAGUUUGUCAAGUUUAAUUUCUGUUUUUAGGAAUUCGUUUCUGUGUUACGUUACAUAUUUAUAUGUGUGAUAUGUUAAAGUUUUAACGGCUUGGUACUAUAUACAUUGAAGAUUUGAAGCUACAGUAUACAGUGACAUUAAACAUUAUACAUGUUAUACUAACAUAGCUACUUGUUAACGGACACCCCCCCCCCGCAACUAAAUCCCCACCCACAGGCUGCUAAAGCCACGCCAUUCUUGUGGCUUGAUGACGUCUACAUCUACGGCGUUGUCAGGGAAGACAUGCAUGACGUCCAAAUCAUUAACCUGGACGAGGUGGCUUUUCGAGAGGAGCAUUACCUGGCUUGCAACAGAGCUUAUGGCUACAGGUAGCCCUGCGUACAUUGUCGACCUGUAACGUGGCCUAACUGCUGCUGUGUCGGAAAGCGAUAAAGCUUUCAAGUAGAGUAAUGAGACGCAAACAAUAUGUGUAAAUAAAACAGUUUAGGUUAAGCUUUAAUAAUGGUUGAAACAAAUACAAAUGUUAAACGUUUCGGCAAACGCCUUCAUCGGUACAACAACAACAAAAAUUCAUAUAAAUAUCAAUUAAAUUUUAGUAAAAAUAAAUAAUUAUGUAUCCUACCUAAAAAUGAAAGAAAAGAAUAAGAAUGGGCACAAGUCCGUAACGAAAAGUCUCUUUCAAGUAGCAGUGAAAGCUUUGCAUAGCACAACACCACAUGGGCUUCCAUGGUCAUCAUUUAUUCUCAAAGACAGUUGGAUAUUUUUAUAACUGGAUCAGUUCCAUAGCAUAAGACUGUUGGAUUGUCAGUGGCGAAUAGGAAAGGGGGGUGCUGAGGUGGUGUUCUGGGUUCUGCCGCGGGCGACAAUUUUCUCUUCUAAUGUAGAAGCGGAAUUUUCGACCAAGUGAUUAGCUGUCUUGUUUCUUCAAAGUGGGGGCAGAAAAAUCUUGACCCCGCCCUGGGCGGUACUAGCUACGCCACUGUGGAUAAGUUUAAAUAUUUGUUGUUGUUUUUGGUUCAGUCAUUGUCUUCGUUGCUUUUGGGUACACAUCAUGUCGACUGAUAACAUCUUCCACCGGGAUAUUGCCGGGAUAUUUCAGAAACUGUGCCUAGUGGUGUUAAAACCGAUACGUGACUAGAUAACAAAUGUUGUCUCACAUGUUUUGGGCUUUUGUUUUCAUUUGCCUCUUACGUUUGUUCUUUCUCCAGGUGUAAGUAUUGGGUCUCAGUCCUCGGGGAGACCAGGAAAUUCGUCCCCACUCUGAUGACCCUGAGGGCCGAUAGACUGAGAGUACUGGACAUUUGUCACGCCGAAAAGUCGAAGGGAAUUCACUCGGCGUGGUCAUCGGUUGGCAGCUGCUAUAAAGCGUUGAGCCAAGAUAACCAGAGCCAGGCGAAGCACGGCUAUGUCUAGUCCAACCAUCCCAACAAAACCCUGACCGUCACCACGUCAAACCCUGCUGUCGCUUCUCUCAUCAACGCCCACCCACACAAGACCCUCCCUACCCUCAUCACCAGGCCAAAUGUUUCUUUCGAUCAAUGCAUUCAAUGAAUUAUAGUAUCAUUUGAAGUUUAAAUCAUUGAAAAAGGAUUUUUUCCUCUAAACUCAUAAUAAUUUUUUUAAAAUAUUUCAUGUGUUUAAAGCACAACAUACGGCGUGCCAGCUCCCACUUUGCCGCCAGCGAAGUAACGAAAUAUUAUUUAUUCGUUUUAUUUUCUUAUAGCUUUCCCCACUGUCCUAUUUUCUUUUUGCCCCACAAAAGUUUUUGAUAAAGUGUUACGGCCCGCCUUACAUUUUGAGUUGUGCAGGCCUGGUUUAAAGUAUAAGGAUUGACAUCUAUAACACUAUGGCUUGUGAUAUUAUGAAAUAAAAUAUUUAAAAAAAAACUAAUUGAGUUUGGUGUCAGUUGCUUGAUCCGAUGAAUGUAGCUUUGUAAUGUCUUUUUAUGUGAGAUGUGUUAAGCUGGUUUUUUAAAUAAAGAUUUUUAUGAAUUACUGUUAUUGAUUAUAUUCUUUUCUUUUUUUUUUAAAUUAAUUAUUCUUUUAAAGAUAUGUUAAUUUAUCAAAUUAAAACUAUCAAAAUUGAGCGUUUAGAUAUUAAACGUGAUAUUUCUCGACAUAAACACAAAGAAGUGCCAGUUUGACAUAACCUUCAAUUCAUUUGACAUUGUAACUUCAGGCAUCGUUUUCCACUCGGUUUCAUUUCACGUGUGUCAAUGAGAUAGUUGGGCUUUAAAGAUUGUUCACAUUGUAUUUUUUGACCAACAGGUACAUCCUAGAGUACGAAUGUACCAACACUAUGGCUGACGGGAAGCUGCUGACAGAUAGUCAUUUGUCGUUCCCAUCAGGCCAUGCGUCUGUCUCUGUGUACAGUGCUCUGUUCACCAUUGUAAGUAACUCCCCAGUUUAGUGAGGUUGAGUUAAUGGAGCGGAAUCUAUAAAAAAAAAAGUAUAGCCUUAAACUAAAAUCUAUAACCCAUAUGUUAUAAUUUAUGCAAAAAUUAUAAUAUUAAGCCAUAAAAAAUGGAAAUCUAUAGUAUCUCAUCGUCUCCUUAAGCCCAAUAUGUUAUUCUACUAUCAUUUUAUCAACAUGUCCAUACUGUCCACAUAUCAACAUGUCCAUACUGUCCACAAAUCAACGCAUCCAUAAUGUCCACAUAUCAACAUGCCCAUACUGUCCACAUAUCAACAUGCCCAUACUGUCCAUAUAUCAACAUGUCCACACUGUCCACAUAUCAACAUGUCCAUUCUGUCCACAUACCAUCAUGUCCAUAAUGUCCACAUAUCAACAUGCCCAUACUGUCCACAUAUCAUCAUGUCCAUAAUGUCCACAUAUCAACAUGCCCAUACUGUCCACAUAUCAAUGUUCCCAUAGUGACCACAUAUCAACAUGCCCAUACUGUCCACAUAUCAACAUAUCCAUAGUGACCACAUAUCAACAUGCCCAUACUGUCCACAUAUCAACAUAUCCAUCCUGUCCACAUAUCAACAUAUCCAUACUGCCCACAUAUCAACAUGCCCAUACUGUCCACAUAUCAACAUAUCCAUACUGUCCACAUAUCAACAUAUCCAUAAUAUCAACAUAUCCAUACUGUCCACAUAUCAACAUGUCCAUACUGUCCACAUAUUAUGUCCACAUAUCAACAUAUCCAUGUUAUCCACAGUUUUACCUCCAAAUGAGGAUGGAAAUCAAGUUCUCCCACCUCCUCCGCCCUGUGCUUCAGCUGACCUUCAUGGUGUCCGCCGUGUUGUGCUGUGUGACUCGCGUCACUGACCACAAACAUUUCACCACUGACGUCAUUGGUGGUGCUGUGCUGGGAACUGUGCUAGCCUGGCUUGUGGUGAGUUACCUCAACAACCUUAGUUACUUCAGUUGGUUACCUUAGUUACCUCAUUAACCUCAGUUACUUGAAUUAUAUCAGUUACCUCAUCUACCUCAAUUAUCUCAAUGGCUGGGACUAUUCGCACCCGGGUACCAGAAGUGAGAGGUUGGGAUUAAAAAACUGUUUAAAAUAUUACGGUUGGGUUUGUAAGACAAAAUGAGGUAUCAAAUGAAAGAUAAUUGAAUGGACUAAAUGUUUGUAAACUUAUUUCUUCAGUUUAACUAAAAUAAACUGCCACAAAUGACAUCCGAAUGGGAUCUAAACUAAUGGGUCCCGGGAUGCUACAUGUUUUGAAGGUGUUUGUUUAGAUAAAAGGGAUGCUACAUGUUUUGGAGGUGUUUGUUUAGAAAAAAGGGAUGCUACAUGUUUUGAAGGUGUUUGUUUAGAAACAGGGGAUGCUACAUGUUUUGAAGGUGUUUGUUUAGAAAAAAGGGAUGCUACAUGUUUUGAAGGUGUUUGUUUAGAAACAGGGGAUGAUACAUGUUUUGAAGGUGUUUGUUUAGAAAAAAGGGAUGCUACAUGUUUUGAAGGUGUUUGUUUAGAAACAGGUGAUGCUACAUGUUUUGAAGGUGUUUGUUUAGAAACAGGGGAUGCUACAUGUUUUGAAGGUGUUUGUUUAGAAAAAAGGGAUGCUACAUGUUUUGAAGGUGUUUGUUUAGAAAAAGGGGAUGCUACAUGUUUUGAAGGCGUUGUUUAGAAAAAGGGGAUGCUACAUGUUUUGAAGGCGUUUGUUUAGAAAAAAGGGAUGCUACAUGUUUUGAAGGUGUUUGUUUAGAAAAAGGGGAUGCUAAAAGUUUUGAAGGCGUUUGUUUAGAAAAAGGGGAUGCUACAAGUUUUGAAGGCGUUUGUUUAGAAACAGGGGAUGCUACAUGUUUUGAAGGUGUUUGUUUAGAAACAGGGGAUGCUACAUGUUUUGAAGGCGUUUGUUUAGAAACAGGGGAUGCUACAAGUUUUGAAGGUGUUUGUUUAGAAAAAGGGGAUGCUACAAGUUUUGAAGGUGUUUGUUAGAAAAAGGGGAUGCUACAAGUUUUGAAGGUGUUUGUUUAGAAACAGGGGAUGCUACAUGUUUUGAAGGUGUUUGUUUAGAAAAAGGGGAUGCUACAAGUUUUGAAGGCGUUUGUUUAGAAACAGGGGAUGCUACAUGUUUUGAAGGCGUUGUUUAGAAAAAGGGGAUGCUACAUGUUUUGAAGGUGUUUGUUUAGAAAAAUGGCAUGCAUAAGGAAUCUCAAGAUCAAUAAAAUAAUUUUUAAGCACAUUCAUUCCUAUUUCUAUGGCAACUAAUAUUCGAACAAGAUUUUUGGCCACCGGUAUCUUGAGUAUUCAUGUUUGUCGUUUCUUUCCCUCCACAGUUUGAGAAGCUCGGGCGGCGUCUGAUCCCAACCGCCUGCUCAAACAAACCCCCACGUCUACCUCGCGCCACAUCCAUAGAAUCUGAGCCCCAGACGCCCACGCCCUUGCUCAGGCCCGAGCGCCUCAUCAUCAACCACCCCUACAGGCACGGGUCGGGACCCUACACCAAGGAGGACUUUGCCAACAAAGUAUGAGACACCCCCUCUCCCCGGGUCUGUAAACUAAAACACUUGACGAUAAGAAAUCCUGCGGUGAGCGACCGACGCAAUUUCCGUCUUGGUGUUGAACUGGGAAUGUGGACAUAUCUUGAGGUCAAAGUUCAAACCAAAGGGUACCUUUGACCUGAGAGUGGUGAUUUCUCUCUGUAACUUACAAUUGAACAAUGUUAUGUUAAGAUGACAGCCUUGGCGAGCUUUGUGGAAAUCACGUGACUAUCCAGUUUAACAUGAAAGAGUGGUCCAGUGGUCUAUGACAAUCUUGGCGAAGGGGAAACAGGUCCAAAAGGGAAAAGAUUCAUUUUUUUUUAUUCUGCAAGAUGCUGGCGCAGUUCGUCUUUCUGUAUAUCAACCAUGUAUCAACCAUGUCCUGGUUUGUUUAGACUUUGAUGAUGCUGUGUUUUAUAGAGUAAGCUUCUUGUUUAAAUAGCUUUUUGGGUUUUUUGUUGACAACUGUGUAAAUAUAACGUGAAUAUGUCUUUUUUUAAUUGUUUUACACACGAAAUAAGUGCAAUUAUGUUUCUGUGAAAUUAUUCCAAUGAAGACAAUUUCAGUUGUACUCUUCUUUUUUCGCCACCAGCUUACAACUUACAUUUUGAAAACUUUUAUUGAAGGAAAAAAAGUAGAAUGUAUUGUAGCCUGCAUCAAAGAAGUGGAAAGUAUUUCUUUUUAUUGUUAAAUAUAGUUUUCAGUAUAAGCCCAGGAAUUUAGGUUUUUAAAAACUUAUAAUUUUCAAAAACCUUUUAUCCCAUGUUAGCUCUUUCUACUGAUAUUUUCUGAUUGGCUAAACCAUUCAAAGUCAACCAAUGAGAUCAAAGUAUGAUUGGAGAUAGUGUUUUUUUUUGUUUUUUUUUUAACUUCCGGUUGCCAAACGUGAAUUCAAACAUUUGUUCAUCAAAACAUUUACAUAUUGCAUUAUUGCGGGGAUAUAUUAUUUAUUAGGGACAUGUAACAUUGCACCCAAUUCCAUUAUAAAUAAGUUAUACACAAAUGUUAUGUUAUAUCCCAAAUAGUGUUUUAUUGGGAUAAAUUAGCCCUAUAAAUAUAAAUAUAUAUAUAUAUAUUUAACAUUAACUUUUUGUAACAUUCUAUUUAUUAUUUAUAUCAAUAUUGUUACCAGUUUAAUUUCAUUAUAUAACGCGUAGUGGCAGUAGUGAUUACUAGUAAACUUUUGUAUGUAGAGUAUGUUGAACAGUUUAGCCAUAGCAGAUGUUUGAAAAAUGAAGACUCAUUAUGUUAGAGUCUUGGUGUUAAACGUCCACAAAAGCUGGAGAUUGGCCUUGUAAAGUCUGAUCGUAGCUCUAGGAAAUGUAAAAAAAAUCAACACCUGGGCUCUAGGAAAUGUUAGAAAACUGGGCUCUAUAAACUUUAAAAAACUGGGAUCUAGAAAAUGUUAGAUAACUGGGCACUAUAAAAAUGUAAAAAAACUGGGCUGAAGGAAGUGUUAGAAAACUAAACUGGGCUCAAGGAAGUGUUAGAAAACUGGGCCCAGGGAAGAAAACUGGGCUCUGGGAAAUGUGGGAAAACUGAGCUAUAGGAAAUUUGGAAUAAUUCCGUUGUAUGAAAUAUUAGUCAUCUAAUCCUAUUGUUUUAAAACAUUAGAUCUAUUGCUAAGAUGAGAACGUGGUAUUGGCUAUGUGCAUGUGGAACACAUUCCAGUGUAAAUAAUGUAUAGUUAGUUCUUUACUGCCUGAUGCUAGGAUCGUAUAAGUUAUUAGCAUAUAAGAUGUAGAAUAACAUUUGAAUAUAAAAAAA